UGCUAAUUUCAUUCGACUGGUUAGUAUCACCGAACCACAAGUGAAAAUUUUCCCUUUUUGUUAUUUAAACCAAACAUACCAAAUUCGCCGCAUAUCGCCCGGCCAUGGGGUCUCGCAGAAGCUAUCUCCCCCUUAGCUCAAUGCAAUCGGACAGUGACAGCACUUCGCUUUCUGAAGUGGAAGACAACUGGAGUGAUAAAAGAACUUCUUUUAUCACAACUGGAUCGUUGAGCCAUCGUUUACAGAAUAACUCGAAUAAACACGUUUCCAGAAAGCAUCUAGACCACACAAUUAUUGGUCACAAAUCAGACCACUACCCAAAACAAGCCAAACUUAUUUGUGAUCAUUCUUCAGCAGUGAGAUCUGAAGAUGUGUCCGAUGCUACUGCAACUCCCUCCAAAGCCCAAGUUCGCCGAAAAAACCCUUCUAAAAUGAUAACAGGCACGAUCGGAGGGAUAAGAUAUGUUCUCCCAUAUGAGACUAUCGAAGAUUACGAUUCUGAUACGAAAGCUCCCCCUGCGGAAGGUCAGGAACAAUGGGCGAUCGAGUCGACGAGCAAUUCGGUCGAAACGGAAACUGUUAUGCGAAAGAAAACUCUUUGUGGUGAUUUUUCAUUCGUAAAAGUGAACGAGCCGACAUCUGAAUCCGACAAGAAAACAUCUGAGCGUUCUGAGAUUAUGAAUAAGACCACAGUACAAUCAGAGAGCGACUGUGUCAAAUUAGAAGUCAAAUCUGCUAAACUGCUCAAGAUACAACGCAUGCCUGUUCAUUGUCCCAUUACCGGUUGCCAGGAGCAGGUUUGUUCUUCCUUUUUUUCCUCGCACCUGAAGAGGGAUCAUUCCCAAAUACUGCGAAGAUUUCUUGAUCCCGGACAGACACAUACGGUUCUCGUUGAUCCGGCAAUUGAAGAGUAUGGCGUUUGUCACUGUAAUGCUGUCCAUUACUUGGGCAGUAAGUUGCGAAAUUUUGGUAGUAGUGAAUUCAAAGACCAUCUACCGGUGCUUUUGAUGUCCACGAAAUUCAAUUUUAUCGAUUUGGAUCUGGCUGACCAGGAGCAGACUGAUAGGCAGCAGUACAUGUUCUGGUUGACAGGGAUCGUGUCGGACUAUUUGAAGACCGAGUACACCCUGACCGUUGGCUCGUUCAAAUGCCAGAGAGGUUUCAUUCACCCGCUCGGGCAACCGCAGGGUAUCGAAAGUGUCUAUCGAUCUGGAGCUGGUGUGAUCGUAUCGCAGCAAGAGGUCGGUCGGUUGUUGAACCAGAAGGAUAAACUUUUGCGGUUGAGGGUAUCUCUGAAAUAGGAAGCAAAAUUUUUUGUGCGAUAUAUUUUUAUUUUAUAUAAGAGGCUAUACAUUAUAC
This is a messenger RNA of Topomyia yanbarensis, 1359 nucleotides long. RefSeq lists its product as uncharacterized. NCBI's taxonomy places the organism in Eukaryota, Metazoa, Arthropoda, Insecta, Diptera, Culicidae. The record is from RefSeq and is a predicted model, not a curated record. The transcript has 3 exons. Bases 105 to 1301 code for a protein of 398 amino acids.